Molecule: messenger RNA, 2342 nt
Organism: Antrostomus carolinensis (chuck-will's-widow)
Lineage: Eukaryota; Metazoa; Chordata; Aves; Caprimulgiformes; Caprimulgidae
Gene: RASGRP1
Product: RAS guanyl releasing protein 1
Exons: 17
Biological process (GO): Ras protein signal transduction
Cellular component (GO): plasma membrane
Molecular function (GO): calcium ion binding; guanyl-nucleotide exchange factor activity
Source: RefSeq, a predicted model, not a curated record
GAAAAAAAAGAGAAAAUAGGCAACCUGCCCAAGCAUGCAGCGCUGCCCCUGAAUCGGCACUUGAGCUGAAGCAGAUCGGUCAUUGUCCCGGCCUUUCCAAUCUUACCCAGGUCACCAUGGUGCCCUUGGGGCACUUAGCCAAAGGGGCUACUUUGGAAGAUCUUCUUGAAACCUGCAUUCAGUCGUUUGAUUUAGAAGGAAAUGCAUAUAAAAACAACCAGCUGCUAAAGAUAAUUCUGGCCAUGCAUCAGUUUAUCAUCUCCUCUGCAGACAUGCUCCAGAAACUCAUUGAUCUCUAUCUUAAUGCUUUAGAAAAUAAAUCUUCCAUGCUGUGUGUAAAGAUAUGCUAUUUUGUGAGGUAUUGGAUUACAGAGUUCUGGGUUAUGUUCAAAAUGGACUCUAAACUAUCCACCACUAUGGAGGAAUUUCAAGAACUGGUUAAAGCUAAUGGGGAGGAGUUACACUGCCGUCUAAUUGACACAACUCAAAUCAACUCUAGGGAUUGGUCUAGAAAGCUGACACAGCGUGUAAAGACUAACACCAGUAAGAAACGGAAAGUCUCGCUUCUUUUUGAUCACCUUGAGCCAGAGGAGCUGUCAGACCACCUUACCUAUCUUGAAUUUAAGUCUUUCAGAAGAAUAUCAUUCUCAGAUUAUCAGAACUACAUUGUGAAUAGUUGUGUGAAGGAGAAUCCGACAAUGGAAAGAUCAAUUGCUCUUUGCAAUGGUAUCUCUCAGUGGGUGCAGCUAAUGGUUCUCAGCAGACCAACGCCACAGCUUCGGGCUGAAGUGUUCGUCAAGUUCAUUCAUGUUGCACAGAAGCUUCACCAGCUACAGAAUUUCAAUACAUUAAUGGCAGUGAUAGGAGGUCUCUGUCACAGUUCUAUUUCCAGACUCAAGGAAACAAGCUCAUGUGUUCCUCAUGAUGUAAUUAAGGUGUUUAAUGAAAUGACGGAACUGCUUUCAUCUUACAGAAAUUACGAUAGUUACCGACGUGCCUAUAAUGAGUGCAGUAACUUUAAGAUCCCAAUCCUUGGGGUCCACCUGAAAGACUUGAUAUCACUUUAUGAGGGCAUGCCAGACUACUUGGAGGACAAAAAAAUUAACAUAUACAAACUAUACUCUCUGUAUAACCACAUAAGUGAACUGAUACAACUCCAGGAAAUGCCACUUCCUCUGGAGGCCAAUAUGGACCUUGUUCACUUGCUGACACUGUCCCUUGAUCUUUACUACACAGAAGAUGAAAUUUAUGAGCUUUCAUAUGCACGAGAGCCACGAAGUCACCGAGCUGCUCCUUUGACACCUUCCAGACCACCAGUAGUUGCAGACUGGGCCUCAGGAGUAGCCCCAAAACCUGAUCCAAAAACCAUCAGCAAACAUGUUCAGAGGAUGGUAGAUUCUGUCUUCAAAAAUUAUGACCAUGAUCAGGAUGGAUACAUUUCUCAGGAAGAAUUUGAAAAGAUAGCCGCCAGUUUUCCAUUCUCAUUUUGUGUAAUGGCUAAGGACUGGGAAGGUCUGAUUAGCAGGGAUGAAAUAACAGCUUACUUUAUGAGGGCUAGCUCAAUCUAUUCCAAAUUAGGACUUGGCUUUGCUCACAACUUCCAAGAGACCACUUACUUAAGGCCUACUUUCUGCGACAACUGUGCUGGAUUUCUAUGGGGAGUCAUUAAACAAGGAUACAGAUGCAAAGACUGUGGAAUGAACUGUCACAAGCAAUGUAAAGACCUGGUUGUGAUAGAAUGUAAGAGAAGACCCAAAACUUCAGUUGCAGACAGCAGCCCAACAUCUGCUCUUGCUUCAAGCCUCUGUCCAGUAGGAGUCAAAGAACAAUUCCAUGGACAAGAAGAAGGAACAUUCACGUUUCCUAAUGGAGAAGCAGUGGGACACCAUGAAGACAGCAAGGACCGAACCAUUAUGCUCAUGGGUUCCUCAGCUCAGAAAAUCUCAGUGAGACUGAAACCAGCUGUGGUUCAUAAAGGUACACAGACUGAUCCUGCAGUGCUGGCUGGUGAUGUAUCUCGUAGGCAGACAGAGAAGAAAGAACACAGGAUGCCAGAAAAUCCUUAUCUCCAGGCAGCUCCGCCAUCCCCAUGUCCCAGCCCACUUCUAGGCCGCAAAAAGGCUUAUGUUAAAUGGGAAAACAAGGACUCCAACCAGAAAAUAAAGGAGGAGCAUCACAGCUGUAAACCCUCAUACCAAGAACUUGAGCAGGAAAGAAAUAUUCUAAAGGCAGACAAUGAAGGUUUAAAGAUCCAACUGGAACAGGCACAUAAAACAAUUGAAUCUCUCACAAUCCAGAGAAGAAACCAUGUAGUCAACCACCUACACAGAGACUGCUCCUAG